Messenger RNA from Scutellospora calospora, 169 nucleotides. NCBI's taxonomy places the organism in Eukaryota, Fungi, Glomeromycota, Glomeromycetes, Diversisporales, Gigasporaceae. The record is from the annotation of a GenBank genome assembly.
AAAGCAACGUUCUGGCUAAAUUUCCUUUAAAUGUUCGAAAGGUACUUAUUUCUGAGAUAACCCAAACUUUACUUCAAGCUCAUGAUCCAAAUCUUUUAUCAUCGAUCACUCAUGUUAAAUGGGUUAUGGAAGCAAUUGGUCAAGGAUUUGCUUUACCUUUUGAGGAAAU